Molecule: messenger RNA, 1660 nt
Organism: Pipistrellus kuhlii (Kuhl's pipistrelle)
Lineage: Eukaryota; Metazoa; Chordata; Mammalia; Chiroptera; Vespertilionidae
Gene: NMNAT1
Product: nicotinamide nucleotide adenylyltransferase 1
Exons: 8
Coding region: 437-1546 (369 amino acids)
Biological process (GO): NAD+ biosynthetic process
Molecular function (GO): nicotinate-nucleotide adenylyltransferase activity; nicotinamide-nucleotide adenylyltransferase activity
Source: RefSeq, a predicted model, not a curated record
AUCACUAAGAUUUAUAAUUUCCUUCUUCCUUUUCGGUACUUGUUUCUGUAGCAACCAUGCAACUGUUGCUGUCACUUCCCUAAAACAAAAAGGCGGUUUAGAAAGUCAGAGUAAUGGUCUUGAACGUAUUUAAUAGGAGGUCCUUAUUUGGGGUGAGUUUGGUUGUGCUGUCAGCCCUGUGAUUUGGGUUGAUCUCUUCCUUUUUAUCCAUUGUCCAUGCUCAUUAAUGCUUAAAGGCCACAUUCUUUCAAGAAGUGGCUUUGAUGUGCUUCCUGUCAUAGCUCUGAUGUUCAGCUGGUCAUUUCAUCUCGGGAGGAGCAGGAUGCCUUAGCUUCUUGGACUUCCCUUUGCCAUGUGACAGUCCUAGCUGAGCUGUUACUUCCCCUGAGGGACCCAUAAGCCUUUGACAAAGUUAGUUGCCAAAACUGUUAACACCAUGGUGCAGACGCCUUCCCCGAAGAUCCCACAGCAAACACAGAAAGCAUCCUCUUUGGUGCCGGUGGGACCGGUUCCAGAUAACCCGGGAGGUGCCAGAGUGUGCCACUUAGAUCAACACCUUCAGCGUCCCAGCAUGGAAAAUCCCCAGAAGACAGAGGUGGUUCUCCUCGCCUGUGGCUCCUUUAACCCGAUCACCAACAUGCACCUCCGGCUGUUUGAGCUGGCCAAGGACCACAUGAACGCAACAGGAAAAUACAGAGUUAUCAAAGGCAUCAUUUCUCCCGUCGGCGACGCCUACAAGAAGAAAGGGCUCAUCUCUGCGCACCACCGAGUGGUCAUGGCACAGCUGGCCACCAAGAACUCCGGCUGGGUGGAGGUGGACACCUGGGAGAGCCUGCAGAAGGAGUGGGUAGAGACUGCGAAGGUGCUCAGGCAGGUAUUCAGGACGGGAAGCCAUGAUGCUGGGUCACGGACAGACCUGUCUGUGUGCUGCUUCCAUGACAACAUACAGGCUUGUCACACACCUGUCUUACGCCUUUCAGACAGUUCCAGACACCACCAGGAGAAGCUGGAGGCCAGUGGCGGCGAGCAGCGGGACUCCCCUGUGCUGGAGAGGCCUGGCCGGAAGAGGAAGUGGACGGAACAAAGAUCAGAAGUUAGUCAGAAGAAGCCGCUAGAGCCGCAGAGAAAAGACGUGCCCAGGGUCAAGCUGCUGUGCGGGGCGGAUCUGCUGGAGUCCUUCGGGGUCCCCGACCUGUGGAAGCGCGAGGACAUCGCCAACAUCGUGGGGAGCUACGGACUCGUGUGCAUCACCCGGGCUGGGAACGACGCUCAGAGGUUCAUCUACGAGUCGGACGUGCUGUGGCGACACCAGGCCAACAUCCACCUGGUCAACGAGUGGAUCACCAACGACAUCUCGUCCACCAAGAUCCGGCGAGCCCUCCGCAGGAGCCAGAGCAUCCGCUACUUGGUGCCGGAUCUCGUCCAAGAGUACAUCGAGAAGCACGAUUUGUACAGCGCCGAGAGCGAGGAGAGGAACGUGGGGGUCAUCCUGGCGCCGCUGCAGAGAAACAGGGCCGCCACGAACUCCAGAACCACCACGGCCUGAAGCGUGCGCUUCCCCCGGGGGCUGAGCCGUCUGGGUGUCAGCAGCUGGGGGAGGAAUUGGGAUCCUGUUUCAUAAACUGAAACUUGAAAGUUUGGUGAAAAUCAGUAGUAAAUU